CUCUUUCUUGCUUGGUGAUGAACAGAGAUCUUGUUUGGGAGAGAGUGCAGUGAAUGAAAAAUAAUGCAGCACAACAGCUUUUUCCCGGGUUGCAAUUACUUAAACCGUGUGACAUUACUACUACUGAUGCAAGAACCGGCUAUCGUUUGUAUCCUGUACAAGACAUUGAUUCGGUCUUAACCAAUGGAGGACACGGAUCAUCAGAUGUGAAUGUUGAUGAUACAUUCUCCCUCUACUGUUUGGUGGAAUUUGUUUCAGACAGUUGAAGGAAACACUGAAGCACACCAUGCUUGUGCAUGAAUCCGUCUUUGAAAGCCAGAUCCACGAGCUUCAUCGUCUGUAUCAAAGGCAGAAGGAACUGAUGAUGGAAAUGGAGGGAAGUCGACAACAAGACGAGGAGGAGGCCUUGUACCUUAAUUCUAGUGUCCCUAGCCCUACAACACACUGGAUGAGCUCAAGCGUCUCCAUUUAUCAAACUAGGAACUUUCCUUGUGAACAACAACUCAUGCCUAAUCAACUGACAGAGAUGAAUCUGGAGGAUCAUCACAAGACAGCAGUCUCCAGCAUUGUCCUUAAAAAGCAGAAGAGGAGGAGCUAUGUCAAGGGGAAACGCAAAAGUGACCACCAACAUAUAUUUUCAGAAUGCGAAGCCAAGGAGGAUCUGCAGGUAAAGUUAGAUGAAGUUUCUGACCAAGAAGGGGACUGCAUGGUAGUCCUCAAGAAGAACAGAAGAAGCAAACCGAUAGAGGCUUUCACUUGGGGAGCCAAGAGCAAGCGAAGAAGACGAGGCUCUAGAAUUCCUGCUCUUGAUUUUCAGCCUAUGAUCAUCGACCAAUAGUAUAAUAAGCAAAACUAAAGAGGUGACUACAAUACUUACCAUACUUUGCUUUAUGCUCUUGAGAGAAUCAAGAAUCUUAUUGGAGAUGGAGUUUUGCAACAAGUCUACAAAGGAGAAUCAAAGAUCCCUAAACUUUUUGAGGGUAUUUCUUGGGGGUCGAGCUAGCUUUAUAUCUAGUUCAUCAAAAGAAGAUAAUGACUGUGUUUAAACAAUAGUUGGUGCUCAAGAAAUUGUGUACAUAGUUGAGCAGAGCCAACUCGAAGUUCAUUACUUUACCUUACGAGUUAUUAGUUCACAGAUUCCAAAACGAGUCCCAUAA
This is a messenger RNA of Raphanus sativus (radish), 1157 nucleotides long. RefSeq lists its product as uncharacterized. The coding region runs from base 287 to 838 and encodes 183 amino acids. NCBI's taxonomy places the organism in Eukaryota, Viridiplantae, Streptophyta, Magnoliopsida, Brassicales, Brassicaceae. The record is from RefSeq and is a predicted model, not a curated record. The transcript has 2 exons.